Copidosoma floridanum is the source of this 5690-nucleotide messenger RNA. RefSeq names its product proteasome adapter and scaffold protein ECM29. The record is from RefSeq and is a predicted model, not a curated record. Gene Ontology annotation, molecular function: molecular adaptor activity. Lineage: Eukaryota; Metazoa; Arthropoda; Insecta; Hymenoptera; Encyrtidae. Gene Ontology annotation, cellular component: cytoplasm; nucleus. Gene Ontology annotation, biological process: proteasome assembly; ERAD pathway.
UACAUAUAUAGCUGUUAUAUAUGCGUCUGCAGUUUCGUGUGUGUUGUCUAUACAGUUUUAGCUGACGCUAUAUAAGUUGGCAAAGUUUUAUAUUACUUAGGUAUAUUUGUGUUUUUCCUUGGUGAUACCUGUAUAUUGUGUUAAUAAACAUUUGUUGCUGGCAAUACGCCGGUAAUUUUAUUGUUGCUGUAAUGGAAGCUAUGGAUACAGCCCAGCCGAUGGAUGAAAAAAUUUUGUUGGAGCGAGUAUUCCUUCGCUUAGGUUCAGCAGAAACAGAUGAGCAAUUACAAGCAGCAAUAUGCAAGUUUUUGCCUCCAGUUUUAUUAAAACUCUCGAGUUCUCAAGAAGAAGUCAGGAAAAAGGUCAUGGAGCUUUUGAUGCACAUUAACAAAAGAGUCAAAAGCAGAUCUCAAGUGCAACUACCUGUGGAGGCACUUUUAUUGCAGUAUCAAGAUCCUGCAGCCAGUACAUUUGUAAUUAAUUUCACUAUCAUCUACAUUAAACUUGGUUUUCCCCGAAUGGAAAUCAGUAAGCAGGCUGAACUGAUUCCCACUGUGUUAAGUGCUAUUCGUGGAAAACCGUUGUCACAUCAGGAUAGUUUAAUGCUAUUGAUUAUGCCAGCUCUAGCCCAUGUGAAUAUACCAAUGGAUCCUGAAAAAAGAGCUUCCCUUUUAGGUUUACAGGAUAAUCCUCAAAUGACAAAACAACUUCUCAAUUUCAUGCUGGACAUGUUGCUUCUACCAUAUGGUGCAAUUGUGCAAAAUGAAGAACAAAAGUCGGGACAGCCUAUCGACUGGUCGAAACAUCCGGUUCCACCAGGUCUGAGCGAAUACGCUUUCAAGCGGGUCAUAGGGGAAAGUCCGCUUUCAGGAGAUCAGCUUGAACAGACCAAACUGGGAAUCAUCAAGUUCCUGAUCGGAGGAUUUUUUCCGGACUCGGAAAUCCUUACGCACUUGAUUGUUGCUGCAGCUGAUACUCGCUUUAGCGUCACUAACUUGGCAGAUACGGAAUUGAAGAAGAUAGCUAGCUUAUUAGACUGGUCUUCAAUGCAGCUGGCUGUACCCCUGUAUAACUUGUUUUUAGGCACAGAUGCCUUAGGGAUGCAGAAGGAAAUGAAACAAGAGUUCAAGAGAACGCCGGCUGGUAUUAGAGUUCGACUGAAAUUGUUGUAUUAUUUGGGACGAGUGACGAAGGAUGGUUUUAUUAUACCUCCUUGCAUUCAGGUCAUAUUUGAGUCGUUGUAUGGUACAAACAAUACUAAUUCAAAGCUCAAAAGCUUAGCCCUUCAGUUCACAUCAAAUCUUGUACAACAGUGCAGUUCGGUGCCUUUAACUCGGGUGGCAAAAGUUAUAUUGAAUGGGAUGAUAAAGCAAAUCAAAGAGGAUAUCGAGCCUGCUCACAGAAUGAUGGCAUAUACGAUCAUUGGCCAGUUGGGGCGUCGGAUUCCUACCCUCGUUAACAAAGAUUUAAGUCUCUUGCAAAGUUUCUUUGAUACGCUUGCCUCGACUGAUGGUGAUUUACGGCGUACCAUAAGGGAUGCCAUGGUCAAUAUGACAACUGCAUUCGUACUUAAGAAGGACGACGAUACCAGCAUUUCACUGAUGGUCGCGCUGCUGGCUUCUCAUAUAGAAUCUCCUGAAGCUUACGUCAGAUUCGUUGCGGUGCAUUAUUCAGCGACAGUUUUUCCAUCGGACCACGCACCAUCAAGAUACUUGUUGCUGCUGGCGUCCGGUGACUCGAAGCAAGAAGUACAAACAGAAGCCCUCAAAUCCCUCUAUGGAACUUCCUACAAGAAUGAACGCUCCAAGUACUUUGCUAAGGAAGUAGUAUUGCCCGAUUUUCCGCAACUUAUGUCGUACAUCUACUCGCAGGUUCAAACAAGGCUCACUGGUAAUCUCAAAAUAACUGUUGGAAACAAAGUUUUGCCCUUCAACAUUGUAACUUUUGCCGAGGUGAUAUCGUACCUUAGAAUAUGUCUCGCAAAAAGUUCCAACAUUACAGUUCACAUUGAUUCCUUGGAGCAUCCCAGCGAAUUUACUCCCCUGAUUGGGCGUUACUUGGAAAAAUUACACGAGGAGAACCCGGAUAGCCUGUAUCAUUACGUAGACAUCGUUGUUCUCUUUGGACAGGUCACUGGAGACGAAGUGGCUCUGAGUGCCCUUCUUGAAGUUUUCGGAACAAUACCGGAUCACGUUGUCGAGCGCUACUCCAAAGAACAGUCAUGGAUACAGGGCUUGCUGUCGACGUCAAAGGAGUACGUGAAAAAUCUUGCAGCAAAAAUUUACGCGAUUUUUCUGGCUUACGCUCCGAUCGACGAGUUUGCAUCCCAGAUUGCCAAAGUACUCAAAACCACUAAAGACAAAGUCCUGGAAAAUCAGCACGGAGCAAUAUUGGCUUUAUCAUACGCGAUGGAAAGAAAAAUUGCAUUGACCAAGAGUGAAGACAUAAAGCAAUUGAUCGCUUUGAAUACGUAUGUCGACACUGUUCAGGCUAUAUGCGAUUUCCUCAAUUCGAGUAGCCCAGUGUUACUUGUAGCUGCCAUCAAUAGUAUUGGAGUUAUAGGUAAAUCAUGUGAAUUACCUUUAGCAUCUGAAGGUGAAGAUUGUUGGAGCAAGAAGAGCGUGACUGAAAAACUUAUAUCACUCUACACAAACGCCAAAUCUAAUCCUAAGGUCAAAGAAAUGGCUGCUCUGACUUUGGGCUAUAUUUGUAUCGGAGAAGAAUUUCCACAUGCACAAUUGAUAAUUGAAAAAUUCAUUGAGACCGCUAGCGAGACAAAAGACAUCAACAUUCACAUUUCCAUUGGCGAGGCGCUAGUAUACUGCGUUCAAGGUCCCGCUUCACCGGAAGCGAGGGACGCUUGGAAGAUACUCCCUUCCGAGCAUAACGUUCCUUAUUCAGACAAAAGCAAUGCUUUGCUGGUAUCUGUCAUCGAUGAAUUACUUUCAAUCGCUGAUAAACCGCAUCCUAAUUCGAGACAGGCUGUUUGCACUUGGUUAUUGACUAUAUUGAGGUGCAAUGUCAAAAGGCCAUGUAUUACUAAGAAACUGUUUGCCAUUCAUAAUGCUUUCUUGGAUUUCUUGUAUGAAAAUAAUGAAAUUGUUCAAGUGAUGGCAUCUAAUUGUUUAUUCUUGUUGUUUUGCAACUGUCCAGAAAGCGAUAAGCCAGAACUGGUUUCUGCUUUGAAAAAUCGUCUACUUUAUGGAAGAAAAACUCUUGCCAAAGUAGUUGAUAAUAGUCAGCCAUCUAAAGAUACCAAAUCGAAAACAGAUGGGAAAAAUGACGAUCCAAAAGAGGAAGAAUCUGAAAAAACUUUCGUUGGAGGAAGUGCAACAACGUACAGAGAAAUGUGUUCGCUGGCCAGUGCUCUGAACAAACCAGAAUUGACGUAUCACUUUGCUCAUUUGGCUAAUUAUAAUCCCAUCUGGACGUCCAAAAAAAUGGCCACCUUUGGUUUUUCACAGAUCGAUUCUGUGGUCAUAAAGGAUCUUGAACCUUACAUCAAUAAAGUCAUACCUCACUUGUACAGGUAUCAAUUCGAUCCUGUACCAAAAUCCCAACAGAGUUUCUCAAGCAUCUGGCGCAUACUAGUUCCAUCGACCAUCAAAACUCUCGAAGAACAUCACCAGGAAAUAUUGGAGGAUAUCAUAAAAAAUAUGACCAACAUACAAUUCCGUGUACGUAUAAGCUGCUGCUUAGCCCUGGCAGAUUUACUGAAAACUUCCAACACGCUUUCAAUAGACUACGCCAAAUACGCUCCAAAAUUGUGGAGAGAGUUGUUCCGCGUGAUGGACGAUGUUCACACUGAUACAAGACAAGAAGCUACGAAUACCGCCAAAAUUCUCGGUCGGGUUUGUGUCCGUCAGUGCGAUUCGUCCCACGGCAAGGCUGGUGAAGAAACACUCCAAACGGUACUGCCCGUUCUCCUGGACGAAGGCAUCACGCACUCCGUAACCGAGAUACGACUAGUUUCUUUACAAACUAUUUCUCAGCUCGUGGCUAUAGCUGGUCAUCACCUGAAGCCCUCGUUGCCGAACUUGAUUCCGGCGCUUCUGCACUCUAUAGGCGAUGCAGAAAACGAAAAAAUCAUGCAUGUUCGGAACAUCGUCGCCAAUUCUCUCGAGCUGCAAGACAAAAUGGACGAGUUGACCGAUCAAUUGACCAAGAAUCAUUUGUCCACCCACCUGAUGAUCAAGUGCAUACAGUACAUUGAUGAAGAUACUUUAAAACAACUGAUGCCGAAAGUCAUUGAAAUGGUCAAAUCAAAUAUCAAGUUGGGAAUGAAAUUUGCCUGUACGAAUUUUCUCGUGAAACUUAGCAGCCACAUGAAACUCGAGUUGCAGCCCUACUCCGGUAAAAUACUCAUGGCACUGGUUAAUGGUCUAAAUGAUCGCAACGCCGGAGUAAGGAAAAAUUAUGCAGUGACUAUUGGUCACAUCAUUGGUUGUGCUAAAGAAUCUAGUCAAGACAAACUAUUCAAAUUGUUAAAUACUUGGUAUAUUGAACGGGAAGAAGACUCGAUGCGUUUGGCAAUCGGCCAGACUCUCCAGUCUAUCAACAACCAUAAUCAAGACAUUUUAAAAAAGUACUCGGACAUUGUGAUGCCGUUAGCAUUUUUUGCAAUGCACGAGGAAAAGAUUCCCGAGGUCAAUGUUAAAACCAUCGAGCUCUGGACCGAUUUGUGGUCGGAAAUAACUCCUGGAACCGAGGCUGGUGUUAGACAAAAUUUGGCAGCAAUCACAAGCAUGUUGAGGCAAGCACUCGAAUCUUCGUCUUGGAAAACAAAGGCUCAAGCAGCUAAUGCAGUCUCUUCUCUAGCGACUAAAUUGGGCUCUACCAUUGACGAAGAUGCUAGAAAUUUGCUUUUGAAUAUACUCGUCAAUGGGCUGCAGGGUAGGACAUGGAAUGGCAAAGAGAAGUUGCUUGUUGCCCUUUCAACUCUUUCUUGUAACAGCAAAGAGGCUUUGAGAAAAGAUCCAAAUUUGAGAGACACAAUUGUAGAAGCUCUUCUCAAAGAAAGUAAAAAGGAAGGUAUUGAGUAUCGCCGUUAUGCCUUAAAAGCCUUAACUGAUGUUCUUCAUGAAUUGGAAGAGGAUAGGUUUAAGCAAGUUUACGAGAUCGCGUUAGAUGUUUUACCAAAAUUGACAAAAAAAGGUGAAAAUGACGACGACGACUCUAUGGAAGAAAACAAAAAAAAGCGUGAAGAUAAAUUAAAGUUGCAGGAAACAAUCUACGAAGGCCUUGGCAAAGCGUGGCCAACCUCUAAAGAGACUCAGGAUCAGUAUUGCUUGCAGUUUAUUAGCCACUGCUUAGAAACCUUACCAACAAGUACGAGGCCUGUGCAAGUGAUGAUAUUAUCAUCUGUAAAUCGUUUUGUGGACAAAUUAGUUUUACUAAAAACUGAUUACAAUCGUAUGUUAGAAGCGGACAGAGAGCUGUUGGAAUCGGUUUGUGGAAACUUAUUGAAAAUCUUGAGAUAUUCCAUAGGUAUAGCAAAAUACACUAGAAUAAGAAAAGAAGCUUUGAAUAUUGUGAUAUCUUUAUCGAGAAAACUCAAAGAGAUCCAAAGCAAUAAACAAUUGAAUUCAUUAAUUGCCUUGAUGAAAGACGUGAUGUCUGAUUUAUGCAAGGAUAAUCAACCAGAAAUUCGUUCAAGAAUUAUGGAUAUUAAGGAUAUGCUAAAAUUGUAA